Podarcis raffonei (Aeolian wall lizard) is the source of this 2076-nucleotide messenger RNA. Its product is annotated as histone H3-like centromeric protein A. The transcript is spliced from 2 exons. Gene Ontology annotation, cellular component: nucleosome. NCBI's taxonomy places the organism in Eukaryota, Metazoa, Chordata, Lepidosauria, Squamata, Lacertidae. Bases 37 to 540 code for a protein of 167 amino acids. Gene Ontology annotation, molecular function: structural constituent of chromatin; DNA binding; protein heterodimerization activity. The record is from RefSeq and is a predicted model, not a curated record.
AGGAGGGUGUCCAGAGCCGCCGCUGCGGGAGGUGCCAUGAGGCGGUCCGGGAGAAGCCCCUCCACCCCGCCCUCCCGGAGGGCCCCCUCGACUCCUCCCUCCCGGAGGGCCCCCCAAACCCCGCCCUCCCGCCGGGGGAGGCGCCCCGGCCCCUCUCCGCGCAGGCAGCGGGCGCCCCCAGCCUCGCCUCGCCGGGCGCCCCCCGCGGACCAGGCGCAGCGCCCCCGCCGGAGAAGGUUCCGCCCCGGCCAGCGAGCCCUGCUGGAGAUCCGCAAGUACCAGAAGUCCACCAACCUGCUCAUCCGGAAGCUGCCCUUCGCCCGCGUGGUGCGCGAGAUCUGCCUGGAUUACACGCGGGGGGUCGACAUGCAAUGGCAAGCCAUGGCGCUGCUCGCCCUGCAGGAGGCCGCCGAAGCGUUUCUCGUCUUCCUGUUGGAGGAUGCUUACCUCUGUACCAUCCAUGCCAAGAGGGUCACCCUACACCCCAAGGACAUCCAGCUGGCUCGGCGGAUCCGGGGCAUUCAGGGCGGCUUGGGCUAGCAUCCUGCCUCCCAGGGAGCAGCGAAAAGGCAACCGGGAGCAUCCCAGAACCUGCAACGUGCUCAGGGACCUCCUUCAGGCUGGGGGCGGCUGGCUUGGACCUAAAAGCCCCUGUGAGGGGGGCAGCGCGGGCUCAGCUCUUUGGCUCCCUCCUUUUUUCCGCCUGCUUCCUGCACCAGCUUCUCCCUGAGGUGACUUAAUGUGGGGCAUGAUGGGGUGGGAUCCGGGGUGGGAGUGUUGGGUUGUCAUAUGCGGAAGGGGGCAGAAUAAGAAAGGGGACCUGUUCAGCUCCAAGUGAAUUGCUUUUAAAGCCCUGUUUUGACUCCAGCGAGGGAGACGCUUGACCUGUGACCCCUCCAGAUGUUGCACAGCUGCCGUCGGCCCUGACCAUUGGUGAUGCUGGCUGGAGCUGAUGGUUGUGGGCAGCCACGAGUCCCCCCCCCCCCCCCGCUUUUAAAAUCUUUCUCAUGGAAAGUCAGUGGACCUUUGCCAAAGUUGCUCUCACAAUUUUUUUACUUAGGCCUCACCGACACUGUGUGUUUAAAGCAGUAUCAUGCCGCUUUUAACUAGCCCCCCUCCAAGAGACCCGGGAGCCGUAGUUUAGGGGUGCAGAGAGCGACAAUUCCCAGAGUUCCCUGCGAAGAGGGAUGGAUUGCUAAACCUCUCUCUUAAGAAGUAGGGGGGCGCUCCUACCAAUUCUCAGCAGCCUUAACAAGCUACAGUUCCCGGGAUUCUUUGAGGGGAAACAAGAAGUGCUUAGAGUGGUUACGAUACUGCUUUAAAUGCAUAACGCAGAUGUGGCUUUGGAGCUGUGUUUCCCAGGCUUGGGCGUCCAGCUGUUUUCAGACUACAACUCCCAUCAUCCCUGACCGCUGGUCUUGCAACUAGGGAUGAUGGGAGUUGUGGUCCAAGGGCAACUGGAGACCCAAAGUUUGGGAAACGUUAGAGUUUGCUUGGUUUUUUAAACAUGAAGUUUUAUCUUAACUGCUCUUGUUGCCAAUGGAUGUCCCUUCUGCUCACUGCCAUGCUUGCCCCCGCCUCCAAGUGGAUGCUCUAGCAUGGCUCUUGUCAAGAUGGGCCCCUCCGGACAUUUUGGACUACAACUCCCAUGCACCCAAAAUCUCUGAAGGGCCUCAGGCCAGCGCCUUCCGUGUCCUGCUGAUAUUCUGCCAUCUAUUUUAUCUCUUCCCGCUUUAUUCUCUCAUUUCGCAUCAGAAACGCGAACAUUAUUGGAGGGGAGGAGAAAAUGCUUUAUCUCCAGCCGGACAUGGAGGCAAAGCAAGUUCGCCUCAGACCUGAUCCCUGCCAAAAACUAGGGAAUGAAAAAUCCUGUCAGAAACCAGGGCGAAUACACACAGGUCCUUUUCUAAACCAACAGUGAAUUCCAGGGCAGCAAAGCAGGGAUGGAGGGAGAGACGCAGAAAGAGUGAACCUCUUUUUCUUUUUAAACAUUGCAAGAUGUUUUCCGUUGAAAUUUGAAUAAAGCAGGUUUGAACGCUUGUUAAUAAAUAAAUUGAAAUCUUGCUCACAAAACUA